GGUGGUGUCCCUGCAGGGGAAGGUGUGCCUGGUGACCGGAGCCAGCUCUGGGAUUGGGGCCGGAACCGCCAUCCUCUUUGCAGGCCUGGGGGCCCGACUGGCCCUAAAUGGAAGAAACCAGGAGAAGCUGCAGGAGACGGCCCAGCGCUGCGAGGAGAUCUCUGGCCUGAAGCCCCUCCUGGUCCCCGGAGAUCUGACAGAGAUGAGAAGGUCGUCCAGCAGAUUGUAGAGGAGACAGUCGGUCACUUUGGACAGCUGGAUGUUCUGGUGAACUGUGGGGGGAUUAUGGCGUUGGGGUCAUCAGAGAACACCACCCUGGAGGACUAUGACCGACUGAUGAAUAUCAACGUGCGGUCUGUUUUCUAUCUGUCUCAACUGGCGGUGCCUCAUCUCAUCAAGACCAAAGGAAACAUCGUCAACGUAUCCAGCGUUGCAGUGUGAGAGCGAUCCCGAACAUCCUGACUUACUGCACGUCCAAGGCAGCGGUGGAUCACAUGACCAGAUGCGCCGCUCU
Staurois parvus is the source of this 514-nucleotide messenger RNA. The record is from the annotation of a GenBank genome assembly. NCBI's taxonomy places the organism in Eukaryota, Metazoa, Chordata, Amphibia, Anura, Ranidae.